AAGACAGUAGAGUGAAUCAACUCUUUGGUGCAGAGAAGAGAGAACUCCAGAGGAAGAUAAUCCUUGGCAAUCUGCUUUAACAUGAGACUAUCUCUGUUAUUUUCCAGUAUCUUGAUGGGAUUGCUAGCAGAUCAGGGGGCAGUGGGUGAAUGUCCCCAUAAGAAGGCUGUUACACUGGUGCCAUCAUUCACGGUGACAACCAUAGUCACAGAGAGGAGUACUGCCAGACCUGCAACCACAAGCCAUGGGAGGACAAGCACAACCCACAGGAUCACCACAGCUGCCACUACCCCAGACAGUAACAGAACUGCUACCAGUCCUCCAUCCACAAGUGAAAGAACAGCUAUUACUCGUGUAACUACAAGCCCCAGAAACACCUCAACCAUCAACCCGUCACAGUCAGUGCCAGUUUCUCCUUUCCCCAAACCCACGUCUGGCCCCAGUGGGACUGUUGGAGACUACUUUGGGGCCAAUGGUUCCCAGCUCUGUGUUCGCCUCCGGGCUCAGAUCCAGAUGAGGGUCCUGUACCAGAGCCAUGAUGGAGAAAAGCUUUGGGGCGUUUUUAUCCUGAACCCCAACAGAACAGUUGCUCAGGGAGGCUGUGAGGGGAAUCAUUCCAGCUUAAAUCUAUCUUUUCCUGAUGGAAAACUCAUCUUUGGCUUCAAGCAGGACUCGAUCAUGAAAAGUGUCUACCUGAGCUACUUGGCAACAGAAUUCAAUGUGUCCUUCCCCUCUGCAAUUCGGUGGACAUUCUCAGCAGAGAAUUCAUCACUCCAGGAUCUCCAGGCACCACUGGGUCAUAGCUUCUGUUGUAGAAAUAGAAGUAUAGCCCUCUCCCCAGAGAUCCACCUCGACUUGCUAUCUCUGCAGCUACAGGCAGCUCAGCUUCUCCCAAACGGGGCCUUUGGCUUAGCUUUCUCCUGCUCUGCUGAGUUCAAGAUCCUAGUGCCUCUUGUGGUGGGUCUCGUCCUCCUCACUUUGCUCAUCCUUGUGCUUAGUGCCUUCUGUGUUUCCCGAAGACGCCCACCAGCCUACCAGCCUCUCUGAAAGCUCGUGAUUCCCUUAUUCUCUUCAUGCUGGUGGGGAUGUUCUUAUUCCAUUCUCUCACCUCAACCUUCAGCUAUCACUCUUUUUUCCAUUUUCUCUACCUUAUUAGUUCUAGGAUGGAGCUUCAAUUCCCCUCUACCGGUACUCUUUUUUUUUUUUUUUUUUUUUGGGGGGGGUGUCUCAAAAGACAAAAUAAAUAAUUGGGUAAUAAGAGUUUUUAUUGGAUUUGACAGAAGUAUCUUCAUAGGAUCAUGUGAAAAAAUGCAUUUUCCUUAGCUUGUCCACUUUGCAAUGAUUAAAGAUCACAAUUGCUUUGCCUUA
Antechinus flavipes (yellow-footed antechinus) is the source of this 1368-nucleotide messenger RNA. It is a transcript of the gene CD68, whose product is annotated as CD68 molecule. Lineage: Eukaryota; Metazoa; Chordata; Mammalia; Dasyuromorphia; Dasyuridae. The coding region runs from base 82 to 1047 and encodes 321 amino acids. Gene Ontology annotation, cellular component: membrane. The record is from RefSeq and is a predicted model, not a curated record. The transcript is spliced from 6 exons.